Molecule: messenger RNA, 1764 nt
Organism: Aspergillus mulundensis
Lineage: Eukaryota; Fungi; Ascomycota; Eurotiomycetes; Eurotiales; Aspergillaceae
Product: Neutral protease 2
Exons: 2
Coding region: 1-1764 (587 amino acids)
Biological process (GO): proteolysis
Molecular function (GO): metalloendopeptidase activity
Source: RefSeq, a predicted model, not a curated record
AUGGUGCUCCUUCGUUUCUUUCAACUGCUGGCAGUUGUUACCUUGGUUUCUGGAAAGCCGAUUUUGCUCCCCCGGCAGGCCCAGGAUGCAUCGCAGGACGUUGCCCAACACUCUUUUGAUGUGACUCUGGAGUCACUUGGAAAUUCAACCGUCAAAGCGCAGGUCACGAAUACUGGCUCGGAUGGUCUUCGACUCGUGCAAAGGGGUGGUAUAUUGGACCAAUUCCCCACGAAAAAGGUCACCGUCAAGGCCGCGGAUGGUGAUUCCGACCCCAAGUUCACCGGAGUUCGAGUCGAAUACAUUCUCUCCCACCUAACCGCCGAUGGCUUCGUGCAGCUCUUGCCCAACCAAACUGUCGGAUCUGUCUUUGAUAUCGCCGACCUCUACGAGCUUACCCCCGGCCAGGAAUACACUGCCGCUGCCAAAGGCCUUCUCCAAUACACUACGCUAGAGGACGAAAAGAAGUUCCUUACUUUCAGCUACAAAUCCAAUGAUAUCUCGUUCACUGCAUCAGCCGAUACGACUAGCGCCCUAGAGACCCGCUCUACCCUCGAAUGCUCCGCCGAAUACAAUUCGAUUGUGCAAGACGCUAUAUCUCGCGCGGCUGAAAUGGCCACUGCUGCCGCGGCGGACGCUCGAACCGGUAGCGCCCUCUUCCAGAAGUAUUUCAAGUCUACUUCGCAGGAUGAUAUGGAGGAGGUCGCGGGUCGCCUUGAGGCUAUUGCCAAGGAGGCGACGACAACUGGUCAACUCAAGUAUUACUGCGAGCCCACGGCGGAUGACUACUGCGCCGGCAAUGUUGCCGCCAUGAUGUACCCCACCCUCAACAGAGUCGUCAAUUGCCCGGGCUAUUACUCCAGCACUAAGGUAUCCAACUACUGUGGGUAUCUCGACCAAGCAGCUAUCACGCUCCACGAGUACGCUCACGCGGAUGCCUUGUAUAGUCCUGGAACUGAAGAUAUUGCGUACGGCUACGAGUCUGUCUUGUCUCUUGAUACGGACGACAGCAAGAACAACGCCGACAACUUUGCCUACUAUGCUUCUGCUGUCUACUUACAGUGCGACGCCAACGAGGAGCCAGGUGAGAUCGGCAGCGAACUCGACGUCGAUGUUGGUUCCGGCGGAUCGGGCGACUCGGCCACGCAAACGCCGACGUCGACAGCAGAACCGACCAACAACCCAGAGCCUACAUAUACACCGGAGCCCACUUCUACUGGAACAGGGGGAACGGAAACUGGGACUGGCACUGGCACUGGGACAGGAACAGGAUGGACCUGGCCUUGGGGUCAGGACAGUGGCAGUGGCACCAAUGGCAAUGACUACGGAACGGGUACAACCUCGAAUACGAACCCGGGUUCGGACUCCAACACUGGGACCGGCACAGGUGGCUACGGCACAGGCGGAGGCUCAGGCUGGUCCACUGUCGUAGUAACCGCAACACCAACUGCCGCACCCGUUACGACGACGAAUGGCGAGGAACUCUGGAACCUGAAUGACCUGGUGAAUUGGUUGGUGAGCAUGUAUUCGGGAGAUGCUCAGACACAGGGCCAGACACAGGGACAGGGACAAGCACAGACGCCAACGCCAACACCAACGCCAGCGCAAACGGAAACUCCGACCUCGACCUCGGACUCCAAUUCCGGGUCUGGCGAUUACGGCGCGGAGACAGGACAGGGGCAUGGCCAGGUGCAGGGGCAGAGUGCAACUGGCACUCCGGCUGCUCAAGCCGAGGACGAGGAGGGUGGGAAAGAUUGCGAUGAGUAG